AUGCGGUCAUUAUUAUCAGUCCUUCAGCGGACUGCUCCAGCAGCUUGGUCCCUUCCAAUCCGCGGGGCGCGAAACAGCGCACCUGCAUGGAAGGUGGACUCCAUCUGCACGAGAUGCCGGCAACAGCAGAAGCGUCAAUUCUCGAAAUCGCGCCAGUUGACCGAGAGUCUGUUGAACGUCGAUCAUCCAGCAAAACUCGUACGGGUCAACCAGAAGCAUGGACCCGGCUUGAUUAUUCUUGCUCUGAUCCCAAUCAUCGCCUUCGGCCUGGGCACAUGGCAAGUUCAGCGCUUGGACCGGAAGACAAAGAUGAUCGCCAAGUUUGAGGACCGUCUGAUUAGGCCUCCGCUUCCGCUGCCGCCUCGAAUUGACCCCGAUGCGAUCUCCGAAUUUGAUUACCGCCGUGUCUACGCUACUGGUCAUUACCGUCACGACAAGGAGAUGCUGGUUGGACCUCGCAUGAAUGAGGGCGAAGAUGGAUUCCUGGUUGUGACGCCUCUUGAACGUGGAGAUGGUCAAAGCACGGUGCUGGUCAACCGGGGCUGGAUCUCUCGGAAGUUGAUGAACCAGAAGGACCGACCGGAGGGGUUGCCACAGGAAGAAAUUACGGUGGAAGGAUUGCUACGCGAGCCAUGGAAGAAGAAUAUGUUCACGCCAGAGAAUAAACCCGAGGAGGGCAAGUUCUACUUCCCCGAUAUCGAGCAGAUGGCUGAGUUGGGAGGCAGUCAGCCUGUGUGGAUUGAAGAGACUAUGGUACCGGAUCUGCUGGAGACGUAUGAUCGCAUCGCAAAGGGACGGCCUCUUGGUCGUGCCGCGGAAGUCAACUUGAGAAACAACCACGCCCAGUACAUCUUCACUUGGUACGGAUUGUCCCUUGCCACUUCCAUCAUGCUGUGGAUGGUGGUACGCAAGAAGCCCAAUGAUGCUCUGCGUCGGGUGCGCCAGAACCGUAACUGGUCAUAG
Penicillium subrubescens is the source of this 963-nucleotide messenger RNA. RefSeq names its product cytochrome oxidase assembly protein SHY1. Gene Ontology annotation, biological process: mitochondrial respiratory chain complex IV assembly. Gene Ontology annotation, cellular component: membrane; mitochondrion. The record is from RefSeq and is a predicted model, not a curated record. Bases 1 to 963 code for a protein of 320 amino acids. NCBI's taxonomy places the organism in Eukaryota, Fungi, Ascomycota, Eurotiomycetes, Eurotiales, Aspergillaceae. The transcript has 4 exons.